GAACACUUUGGCGACUUAGCUACACGGAGUGGUUUUGGAGAGUUUUCAUCGUGCUCGUUAUUAUCGUGUGCUUUCAAUGCUCGUCAUCAACAGUGCUCAUGAGUGAUUGUUAGUUUUGUGCUCGGAAAGAUAUUCUCGAUAUCGUUGCGGAUACACCAAUGCCAAUGGUUCUGCAGGCUAAUUUGUUAGUCUGGGAUAGAAGGGCUCCCGCCUCGCAUUUUUUCUCGCCGAACCAAAAUAUCUCCAACAACAACAACAGCAUCAGCAACAACAACCCCCAGAAUCAACAACACCUGCCGCACCUUCAGCACCAUGUCCUGAACAACAACAGCAACAAUCAAAUCGUUAGUAAUCAGCAUAACCAUCAUCAGCAGCAGCAGCAUCUUCCGCCACAGACACCGGACGCCUUCGGGCUGGAGCCCUCCGCGAUCAAAUUUGAGCAAUGGUCUCACGUGACGCAUUUGCCGCCGGCACCUGCCUCGUUGUUCCAUCCGCUGCAAUUGUCGACGUUCGAAAGUCGGGCUCUUCAGCAGCAGCAGCAACAGACGCAAGUCGCGACGCGAAGUCAGACGCACAUCUCUGCACUGUACCCUGAAAUCCUCGCCAUAAUCUUCAGCUACCUCGACGUGCCCGACAAGGGCCGGGUGGCCCAGGUGUGCAAGGCAUGGAGAGAUGCCGCCUAUCACAAAACCGUGUGGAGGGGUGUCGAGGCCAGGCUGCAUGUUCGGAAUCUCGCCAGAACGAAUGCCACCCUGUUCCCGUCGCUGGUCCGACGGGGAAUAAAGAAAGUUCAGGUGCUGAGUUUACGGAGAAAUCUCAAAGAGGUUGUGCAGGGUGUGCCCAAUCUCGAGACGCUCAACCUGAUCGGCUGCUUCAACCUCACCGACAACCUGGCCAGCAGCGCGUUCUCGAACCAGAUCGCUUCCCUGAACUCGCUCAACCUGUCCAUGUGUAAGCAGAUCUCAGACAAUUCGAUCGGCAAAAUCGCCGGCAAUCUCCAGAAUCUCGAAACUCUGGACUUGGGCGGCUGUUCGGGCAUAACGAACGGCAGCCUCAUGCUCAUCUCGUACGGUCUGAAAAAGCUCAAGAACCUCAAUCUGAGAUCUUGUCGGAAUAUCUCUGACCAGGGCUUGUCUGAGCUCGCCGGGCUCGGACCGCAGUGUCGGAACGGCGGCGUGACUUCGUUGGAGACGCUCUCUCUGCAGGAUUGUCAGAAACUCAGCGACGACUCGCUGGGCUUCAUAGCCGCCGGUCUCACCAACCUCAAGUCCAUCAACCUGUCGUUUUGCGCCUCCGUCUCGGAUAACGGCAUGAAGCAUUUGGCGAAAAUGGCCAAGCUGCGUGAGCUGAAUCUACGGUCGUGCGAUAACAUCUCCGAUAUGGGCAUGGCCUACUUGGCCGAGGGGGGUUCGCGUGUUUCUGCGUUGGACGUCAGCUUCUGUGAUAAGAUUGGCGACCAGGGCCUACUGCACAUAUCGCAAGGUCUCGGACACCUAACCAGUCUGUCUCUAAACGCCUGCCCGGUGAGCGACGAAGGGCUCCGCCGCGUUGCCAAAACACUAGCACAUUUGAAAACGUUGAACAUCGGACAAUGUGUCCGAGUGACCGACGUCGGACUGACAUCGAUCGCCGAAGGACUACAGAACUUGGAAUGUAUCGAUCUGUACGGCUGCACGAAGAUCUCGACCGUGGGUCUGAAGAAAGUUAUGCAGCUCAAGGGACUCCUCGUCCUGAAUCUGGGCCUCUGGCAGAAACGGUGACAUGAGGAGGGGGUGGAGCGGUCCACCCCCGCCACUCUGGCACCGACUCCGGCUAAACGAAAGAGAACUCUUGUCGAAAGCAGCAGCAACAGUAGUAGCAUAAAGUCUUCCAGGCCGAUCGAACACCGUCAGAACACUGCGACCACCAACUACAUGGAGCGUUAAGGAGCGACGUGCAAUAUCUAUUCGGAUUCCCUUAAUGCGUUGAUCUGCGGAUGACAGAAACAUGUUGAAAUCAAGGUGUUCCGUCUCCCGACAGUCUCACUGUCCGGCAGGGAGUAUCAGCACCGAAAUUCUUCCUAUCGACCCUGUGAAUUUCCCACCGUCGGCGGAUUCGAGCGAGACGCCCAUCUGUACAGUCUCCAUCCGAAAAUGUGCUCUCGACCGGGUCUCGUUCGAGGUAGGGGGAAUCACGGCGAUCCAGGAGACGAACACGACCGCAGCAAGUUCUACGGCUAGGGCAGCGACGUUAACAACGACGACAUCGAGUUUAACUCCUCUUUGACUUCUCUGUAUAUUGUAUGUACAUCACAGAAUGCAGGAGAGCUACAGAAAGAGAAAGCGUACGGAACAUUUUUCAGAAGAUGGCGGUUUUCUAUCGCUAGUCAACAGCAGGGCAUUGGAAUUUCUUCUUGCCCGGAAGGAAUCCUAGUAGUGUUGGAACCUCCUUCUAACUUUCCACGUAGUUCGAAUGGGUUCCGACUAUCCAAAUAGCGGGCCAAACCUGAAACCCGCAUUAUUGCAGAUCUCAACUGUGCAAAGUGUGUGUAAAUAAUGUAUGUUAAAUGUUGACAAUGAAAUCAAGACGAACCAACUCAGAGAGGAAGUGCGAAAAAUAAAAUCACGACUUGUUAUCAACCAACAA
Molecule: messenger RNA, 2625 nt
Organism: Galendromus occidentalis (western predatory mite)
Lineage: Eukaryota; Metazoa; Arthropoda; Arachnida; Mesostigmata; Phytoseiidae
Product: F-box/LRR-repeat protein 14-like
Exons: 1
Coding region: 159-1760 (533 amino acids)
Biological process (GO): SCF-dependent proteasomal ubiquitin-dependent protein catabolic process
Cellular component (GO): SCF ubiquitin ligase complex
Molecular function (GO): protein binding
Source: RefSeq, a predicted model, not a curated record